UCAUUCUCUCCCGAGAGGCUAAGAACGGGGGCGUGGUUAUGUCGUGGCGGCCGGAGGGGGCGGGGCUACGCUUGGGUCUGGAGCCAUGGCCACACUGGAUGCUGAGUUGGUGGGAGAUCGGGACGUCCGAACGUUCAUCUGACACAAGGGUGAAAUCUGCACGUCUAUGGCCUGCUUCAAUGUUUUUGUUUGCUCUGCCUCAGCCAAACUGUCUUAUCUCUCCCACUAUCCUUGUUAAAUCAGCUACAGAUCUUUACAAGCAGCAGUGUUGCUAAUGAACCUGACUCUUUCUGAUAAAGGAUAGCCGGCCCUUCAACGCAUGCAACUGUCGCUCUGGAACCUGUAUGGCCACUCGAGUAGACCCAAGCCAAACAGAGUCCAGGAACGACUUAUUUCUGAAGACAGACUUGUUGAAAGCAAUCGCCAACAGCCAAGAGGAAGUAUCUGAAGACAUGGCUGGUGAUGAAAACCUGCCGGCGAAGCAGGUUGGUGAAACCAAUGGAUCUUGUGAAAAUGAGUCCAAGGAUCACAGUUUAUUGCCGCUUGCUGCCCAAGAUAGCACAAAGCUCCCACACCAAGACUCUGUUUUUAAAGCUUUUCGAGUGGCAGAGAAUGGGGUGUGUGACAGGGACACGGAUGAUGUCAGACAGCACCCUUUAAAAACAACUAACCCCACACAGACAUCAGUAACAGGAAGUAAUGGGUACAUUUUAAACAAACCUGCCAUUUUGGAGCAGCCAUUAAGGACUUCAAGCUUGUCGCCUUUAAGUGGCCAUGCUGCUAAAACUCUACCUGUGGCUGCCAGCAAACUCAAAGCAGCUUCUAAUGUCUAUGUCCCUCCUGCCCCGUCUCCUGUCCCUCCCAACCCUGGGGAUCCCGGCCGGGUUGAGAACACGAAGCAACAGGACAGUGCUUUACCUGAUCUGAAAGUUCACCGUGCGCGAAAAACUCUACCGAAAACAGGCGGCAGUUCGCCUGUACAUAAAGAGCCCAAAGAACCAUCCGAACAGGAUGAAACCAAGGAAGAGAGCGCCCCCAAAAAUGGUUUCGACGAUGAGAUAGAGGAACCCCAGUCUCCCUCAUCUGCCCCCCAACAUCUGCUACCUCAGGGUCAAAACACGGUCACCUCUGCGAAGUCGCUCUCAGCUGCACUGGUGUGUCGGAAGAAGAAACGGCGGAUGGGCAUGUACAGCCUUGUACCCAAGAAGAAGACCAAAGUGCUCAAGCAAAGAAGUGUGUUGGAGAUGUUCCGAAACAUCACCUAUGCCUCUUCCAGUCCGAAGAGUGAGAAAGAUUCUGAUGUUCCCCAUGUUAACGGAGAAAGCUUGGAGAUGGAUUCAGAAGAAGAGGAUUCAGAAGACAUGGAAGAGGAGGACUACCACAGUUCAGAGACGCUAGUGUCAGAAAGCCAGGAAGAGCCCAGUGCUCCUAAAGAGGCCACCUUGGAAGCAGACAGCUCCAAGAAGGAUGAUGAGGUUGACUUUGAAGGAGAUGAAAAAGUGGAGUCUGGGGAUUCUGUGGAGGAGGAAGAUGAUGGAGAGGACUCUGAUUUACACACCACACUUCCGUUCCAGAGCUCGGAAUCGAGUUUAAAGAAGAAGCAAGAAACGAAGAAGAGCUUGGCCGAAAGCUCAUGGAUGAAAGUUUCUAGGAGGAGGAAGAGGAAGAACAAGGAAAAUCCCAAACCGCUUCAUGCUUCAUCAAGAGAGAAUCUGGAAGCCAACAUGGAAUACACAGAAGUGUCCCUAGACUCCUUGGACCUGCGUGUUAAAAACAUGCUAUCUCCACAGUCUAAUGCCGUUUUUACAGACCUCUCUAAUGGUUCAGAAACCAUGGAAAUGGAUGGCCUUCAGGGGAUCCCCCUCUGCAGCUGCCGGAUGGAAACCCCCAAAGAAGAAGAAGUGUCUGCAAAGGCUGGCGACCAUUGCAUGGCCGUUGAGAGCACAGGCCAAGAGCUGGGUCGGUGUGCGAACAGGGUGGCAAAGUAUGAGUUGAUGAGGCCUUCUAACAAGGUGUGGCAUUUGGUGCUGUGCGAGGAUCACAGGGGCAAGAUGGUCAAACACCAGUGUUGUCCUGGCUGCGGUUACUUCUGCACGGCAGGGACCUUCAUGGAAUGCCAGCCGGACAGCACAAUCUCCCACAGAUUUCACAAGGACUGUGCCACUCGGGUCAACAACUCUAGCUACUGCCCACACUGCGGGGAGGAGGCCUCCAAAGCAAAGGAAGUGACCAUCGCAAAGGCAGAUACCACGUCCACCAUGUCUUUGGUGACCUACGAACAGGAGAAAGGCAGCAUGACAGAUGGCCAAGCAGACACUACAACGGAGAGUGAGGUCACAGGUCAAAAGACACUAGAGGAGAAUAAACAUGAAGCACCACCUUCCCACCCUGGAGGAACUCCUGAGCCCAUAGAGACCCCCAGUUUAGGGAAACCUCCUGCUCUCUCUCAGGGGCCUGUCAAGGAGACCUUGGAAAGUGCUCUACUUGCUUUGGACUCUGAAAAACCCAAGAAACUUCGUUUUCACCCAAAGCAGCUGUACUUUUCUGCUCGGCAAGGAGAGUUGCAGAAAGUUCUGAUGAUGCUGGUGGAUGGCAUUGACCCCAACUACAAAAUGGAGCAACAUAGUCGGAGAACGCCACUUCAUGCAGCAGCUGAGAUGGGUUACACAGACAUCUGCCACAUGCUUAUACAGGCUGGAGCCAACCUAGACAGCUGCUCAGAGGAUCAACGAACCCCCCUGAUGGAGGCAUCUGAAAAUAAUCAUCUAGAUACUGUGAAAUACCUAGUGAAGGCAGGGGCCCUGCUUGACCCCAAGGAUUCAGAGGGCUCCACUUGUCUGCAUCUGGCAGCCAAGAAGGGUCAUUACGAGGUGGUGAAAUAUCUCCUCUCCUCUGAGAGAACAGAUGUCAACUGUCAGGAUGAUGGAGGCUGGACCCCAAUGAUCUGGGCUACUGAGUACAAACAUGUGGAAAUAGUCAAACUGUUACAUUUCGCCCAUGCAGACGUCAAUAUCCGUGAUAAUGAGGAGAACAUUUGCCUGCACUGGGCUGCCUUUGCCGGCUCUGUUGAGAUUGCGGAAAUCCUCUUGGCUUCCAAAUGUGACCUUCGAGCUGUGAAUAUCCAUGGGGACUCCCCACUCCAUAUUGCCGCCCGUGAGAACCGUUACAAUUGUGUCGUGCUCUUUCUCGCUCACGGCUCAGAAGUAGGAUUGAAAAACAAAGAGGGAGAGACGCCACUGGAAUGCUCGGCUCCAAACUCCACCGUUUGGACUGCUCUUAAUGAGUGCCAGGCUUUGCAGGAGAAACCCACGCUGCAGGAGAUAGUGGUGGACAGGGAUAUAUCCCGUGGAUAUGAGAAUAUUCCCAUUCCCUGUGUAAACGCCGAAGACUCUGAACCGUGUCCCACCAACUACAAAUAUGUCUCUCAGAACUGUGUGACCUCCCCCCUGAACAUAGACAGAAACAUUACCCAUCUACAGUACUGUGUGUGCAUCGACGACUGUUCAUCUAGUAACUGUAUGUGCAACCAGCUGAGCAUGAGAUGCUGGUAUGACAAGAACGGACGUUUGUUACCGGAAUUUAAUAUGGUGGAGCCUCCGCUUAUCUUUGAAUGUAACCAUGCCUGCUCCUGCUGGCGAAACUGUCGCAAUCGUGUUGUUCAAAAUGGCUUGAAGAUCCGAUUACAACUGUUCCGCACAAAAAGCAAGGGCUGGGGGGUACGAUCCCUGGAAGACAUUCCCCAGGGAACAUUUGUAUGCGAGUAUGUGGGGGAGCUGAUUUCAGACACAGAGGCUGAUGUUCGAGAAGAUGACACCUACCUGUUUGAUCUUGAUAACAAGGACAGAGAGGUUUAUUGCAUUGACGCCCGUUUCUACGGCAACAUCAGUCGCUUUAUCAACCAUCUCUGUGAGCCGAACCUGCUUCCUGUGCGAGUUUUCAUGUCCCACCAGGAUCUGCGCUUUCCCCGUAUUGGCUUUUUCAGCAGCCGGCACAUCACUGCUGGAGAAGAGAUUGGGUUCGAUUACGGUGACCGAUUCUGGGACGUUAAGGGCAAACUCUUCAGCUGUCAGUGCGGUUCCCCCAAGUGUAAGCACCCAAUCAAAGUCCUUUCCGAGUGCCAGUCAUUCACCACCGCAGGAAGUCAGUUGGAGAGUGGCUUGCCUGACAUUAGCUUUGGCACCCCCCCAAGCCCCUCGCAGACACAGUGACAUACAGGACCCUUUUUUGAAAAUCUGUAAGCAUCAAAGAAAGCAUCAGACUUGGACACAGACAUCUUUCCACCACCCACCACUCUCUUCAUGAUUUUUAACUCUUAUGGAGAAACCGCUGGCAGAGAGGAGACUUUUCUAAUAAACUUCUGUCCUGAUUCACUCAUUCCCUGCCGGAGAGACUCUGCAAAGAUGCACUAAGCAGUUGGAGCAAAUCAAAGUCCAGUGCUCUGGCUGCAAAGAGGUUAUCAAGUAAAAGUAUUUUUGCCCCCAAGGGGGAACAAUUGUAUUAAGCCCCCGUCUCUCUUUUGUCACUCAUACUUACACACAAGCAAAUGAAAUGUAAUGUGUUUAUUCUCUUAUUCGGCAUGGAGUCAGCCUUGGGCAAGGUGGAGAUCGGAAGAGGAAAGAAAAGAUCUAUUGACAUUUCUACCGAGCAUAAAAGAAUUCACUGAAGGGGAAGAAGGCAAAUGCAGGAUGACCACUCUCCUCAGAUAAUACAAGGUCUUACAACAUGUAGAUCGGUUUCACUGGAAAGGGUUUUUUUUUUGUAUUAUUCUUUUAGGGACAAAGAAAUAUCUAAAGACAACACCGUAACAUUGAACAUCGGUUUCCUUUUAUUUUGUAAUCAUCCAAAAAUCUCAGGACUGAAAACAGUUACAGCCAAUGGUUUUGGUGGCACAAAAGAUAUUCCGAAAAAAGAAACUAGUCAUAUAUCGUCACAGGUGUGCUGGGCCUCCAGUCUUUGGACUCUUCUUUCGUUAUUUUCUAGAGAAGGGUGGCAGUGGAUGCAAAACUAUAGGCUAUGGGGGCUGUAAAGCAAGCUCAUUUGAGUCGAAAGCUGAAGCUCCAUUGACUGAUGAAGACCUCCCGAUUAGUUGAGCAUGGACGUACAUGCCAUCACCAGUAUGGCACCUCUGUUCUGAAGAGCCCCAGACAUGAGCAGCCCUUGUCAGAGCCAUUCUUCAUUCUAGAAAUUUGUGUUAAAGAUCCAGUUACAGUUGGUUCAUUUUUUCUGGAGACAUUAGCAUCAACAAUUUGUGGGACAUUGUGAUAUUCCCUUAGCUUCCAGGCCUCUCCAUCUGCUAGUUCGAUCCAAAAAGGCACCAUAAGCAGCCCCAAGGUUAAAUGGUUGCUUCUACAACCAUAAAGAUUUUCUCAAUUUUAAGUUGUUUAAUGCUACUUCUGAUCCCCCAGAAGAUGGUUAUUCUCAAGCUCUACAUAAGAGGAGACAUUGUAAAGGGGGCAGAAAAAAAGUCAGUUCCAGUACACAUUUUUCACGGUGGAAAAUUCAAUUCUAAAAAAAAAUUUCAAAACUAAAAAAAAAAUUCCUACACUUAUCUUUUUACAGAAAAAAAAGAAACAUUUUGGAGUAAUAAGGUGCUGACAAUGCUUCUGAUUUUUAUGCUGAACAGAUCUAAUGUUAUCAAUUGUACCAUAAACUGAUUUUAGGAUAAAGUACCAGAAGAAACUUUUUUUUUAAAUUGUUAGUAUUAUCGUAGUGUGAAUAAAAUUUCUUUUGUAUUUUAUUUGUUUUUUUUCCGUUGCCUAAAAUAAAAUGGCUGAUUGCAAUUUU
Messenger RNA from Xenopus laevis (African clawed frog), 5784 nucleotides. RefSeq names its product euchromatic histone-lysine N-methyltransferase 1 S homeolog (gene ehmt1.S). The record is from RefSeq and is a predicted model, not a curated record. The transcript has 28 exons. The coding region runs from base 345 to 4208 and encodes 1287 amino acids. Lineage: Eukaryota; Metazoa; Chordata; Amphibia; Anura; Pipidae.